CAUCUCCACUUCCUGUUUCCUCAGGGACUGAAAAAAGGAAGAUGUGGCAGAGGAAUCAGACCUCCCUGGCAGACUUCAUCCUUGAGGGCCUCUUUGAUGACUCCCUCACCCACCUUUUUCUUUUCUCCUUGAUCAUGGUGGUCUUCCUCAUUGCAGUGAGUGGCAACACUGUCACCAUUUUCCUCAUCUAUGCUGACCCCCGGCUUCAUAGACCAAUGUACUUCCUGCUCAGCCAUCUUUCCCUCAUGGAUCUGAUAUACGUCUUCACAAUCAUCCCCCAGAUGGCUACCAACUACCUGUCUGGAAAGAAGUCCAUCUCCUUUGUGGGCUGUGCCACCCAGCACUUUGUCUAUUUGUCUCUGGGUGGUGCUGAAUGUCUCCUUCUGGCUUUUAUGUCCUAUGACCGUUACGUUGCCAUCUGUCACCCGCUGCGUUAUUCUGUGCUCAUGAACAGAAAGGUGGGGCUGAUGAUGGCCAUCAUGUCGUGGUUGGGAGCGGCCGUGAACUCCCUAAUUCACACGAUGAUCCUGAUGCACUUUCCUUUCUGUGGGCCUCGGACAAUUCACCACUUUUUUUGUGAGUUUCCAGCUAUUGUGAAGUUGGUGUGUGGUGAUAUCACUAUUUAUGAGACCACCGUGUACAUCAGCAGCAUUCUACUAGUCCUCCUCCCCAUCUUCCUGGUUUCGACAUCCUAUACCUUCAUCCUGCACAGUGUCAUUCAGAUGCGUUCAGCUGGGAGUAAGAGAAAUGCCUUUGCCACUUGUAGCUCUCACCUCAUGGUGGUUUCCCUCUUGUUCGGUGCCUGUAUUUUCUCAUAUAUGAGGCCCAGGUCCCAGCACACUCCAUUGCAAGACAAAGUUGGUUCUGUGUUCUAUACUAUCAUUACUCCCACAUUGAAUCCUCUGAUUUAUACUCUGAGGAAUAAGGAUGUAGCUAAGGCUCUGAGGAAGGUAAUGAAGAGAGAUGUUAGCACCCACUGA
Molecule: messenger RNA, 980 nt
Organism: Tupaia belangeri chinensis (Chinese tree shrew)
Lineage: Eukaryota; Metazoa; Chordata; Mammalia; Scandentia; Tupaiidae
Product: olfactory receptor 2AE1
Exons: 1
Coding region: 42-980 (312 amino acids)
Biological process (GO): G protein-coupled receptor signaling pathway
Cellular component (GO): membrane
Molecular function (GO): G protein-coupled receptor activity; olfactory receptor activity
Source: RefSeq, a predicted model, not a curated record